Aphanomyces astaci is the source of this 764-nucleotide messenger RNA. RefSeq lists its product as hypothetical. The record is from RefSeq and is a predicted model, not a curated record. NCBI's taxonomy places the organism in Eukaryota, Oomycota, Saprolegniomycetes, Saprolegniales, Verrucalvaceae. The coding region runs from base 41 to 712 and encodes 223 amino acids. Gene Ontology annotation, molecular function: RNA binding. Gene Ontology annotation, cellular component: nucleolus. The transcript has 5 exons.
CGGACACCAGUGACAAAUAAGUACACACAGCAGCAGCAGCAUGAAGCCACAGAAAGGAGGAGCAAAGCGAACCAGCAAGCCCAAGAGCAAGCUCAUCGUGACGUUUGACGCAGACAAGCGCAAGGACUACUUGACGGGGUUCCACAAGCGCAAGCAAGACCGACGGCGGUUUGGCCAUGAUAUGGAAGCGUUCAAGAAGCAAAAGGCGUUGAUCGAAGCCCGCAAGAUCCGGAAAGCAGAGCAGCACGAGUUGAUGGCGUCGCUGCCCGAAGUCGCCAACGUCAAGCCCGUGGCCACCGAUGGCGACACCGAAGUCGUCGACUUUGACGAUGCGCACACUCAAGGCAAGUUUGGGGAUGUGGUGACCGUGACCACAUCGGUGGGGGAGCUCAAGAGCGACAGCGAAGACGAGUUGGACGACGAGGAGCACGAGCUGCUGUUGGCGGCGCUGGCCAAGAAGAAAGACCGAGCCAACCAAAAGCAAAAGAACCACUUGACGCUGUUUCAACGCGUACAACUCAAGCGAAAGGGCGUCGCGCUGCCGACGAAGCGCUCCAAGAUCAAAGCCGCCAAGCAAAACGCCAAGCGCAAUGGCAAGUCUCAGGCCACGGCUGUAUUGGCCAAGAAGGGAAAAGACGCCGGCGACGACAAGGGGGUAGACAAGCGCAAGGGGUUUCACAAAGCCCGCAAAGGCGGCAAACAUACCGCGUAAACGACGUUCGAAAUAUAUAGUAACCGAGUACCAUACUGUAUCCAUCAUACUA